AUGGCUUCACCACCCGAGGACCCUUUGCACUGGAAGAACAGCUUGACUUUGCCCCCACAACCUGAGAGCCAUGGAGAUCUUCCCAACAGGGAGCCCGAAGACAGUUCGAGAAUCGGGUUCUGGGACCUGCAAACCUCGCGGAUGCCCACGCCGCAGCCCUGGGACGAGUCGCGCGCGAGGAGUGCCACACCCUCUGCAUGCAUCCAUGCGUCCACGCAGCCCUUGGCCCGAAGUGCAGCUUUGGAUCAAUAUGCACGGGCCAGCUCGGCGUGUGGAAGCUCUUCCGCACGCUGCUCCACGCGAGCUGCCACCACGACACCGACCACGGCCCGACCUUCACGCCUUUCUUGGAGAGAAAGAUCUCCAUUUGAGCUGGAGGAAGAGGAGAGGCCCUACAUGCAGUCUGAGAGGAAGGAGCAGGACCGGAGCUCACGGGUCUUCUUCAAGGCGAAGGAGAUCCAAAGAAGAUUGAGAGCGCUUUGCUUCACAAGAUCCUCUUCAGACGACGGCCUCCACCCGAUGCCGAGGAGGACGACGCGCGGCCCGUGCGCGCCCAUGCGGCACCGCCGGGACUGA
Durusdinium trenchii is the source of this 576-nucleotide messenger RNA. NCBI's taxonomy places the organism in Eukaryota, Dinophyceae, Suessiales, Symbiodiniaceae. The record is from the annotation of a GenBank genome assembly.